AUGAACAAAGCCACUCCAUCACUGCGCUUCCGGUACAUCUCUGAGUACGUUCUGGAUGAGCAACAAGGCGUCUACCGCGCGUCAGUAGAAACACAGCAAGGAUGCCAGCAGUGUUCACCCCACAUGGGUCGUGGCAUCGGAUGCGAAUACACAAAGAAGUGUGACUGUCUGGAAUACGCUGCAGUGGAUGAGAGCCGCCUCGAUGAAGAAAGAAAGCGGGAAUACCAACUUGCGCUCGAAAACGGAGAUUCAACAAUGGGCUUUCCGAAGAAAUUCCCUUACUUCGCCGAAGGCACGAAACGAGAGAAGACCGGCUGUCUCGUACCCUUUUACCUCAACUCCCGUCGUCCAAUCUACGAGUGCAAUGAUAAGUGCAACUGCGGCCCCAAUUGUCGCAACAAGAACGUUCAAUUCGGGCGGCAGGUCGAAGUUGAAAUCUUCCGAGCGAACGACGGACGUGGCUGGGGUCUCCGCUGCAAACAAGAUCUGCACGAGGGCCAAUUCAUCGACACCUACCGCGGCGAAGUCAUAACAGAUGCCGAAGCCACACGCCGCGAAACCUCGUCGUCAAAAGCCAAAGCGUCUUACCUCUACUCCCUCGACAAAUUCGCUGAGUCAGAAGGCCUCAAAGAAGAAGAUCUCUACGUUGUGGACGGCGAGUUCAUGGGCGGACCGACAAAGUUCAUCAACCACUCGUGUGACCCGAAUUGCCGGCAGUACACCGUCUCGUACAACAAGCAUGAUCCGAGGGUCUAUGACAUCGCGUUCUUCGCACGGAGGUUCAUCCCAAAGGGCGAGGAACUGACGUUCGACUACCUUGAUAAGGAAGAGGGGGAGGAGAUGGAUGAGCCGGACCGAGAGGAUACGCCUGAUCCGCCGGUGGUGGAUUACCUUGACCGACUCCGAGAUGACCUGUUGGAACGACUCCGUUGGGACGUUUUCGGCUCGUUGAACGACAUCCAAGUCAAAGAUCCUGGAAAUGCUCUCACGCCCUUCAUGGGCGCCAGCAUCGCCUCAGAGUCCUUGGCAAGUCCCCCGUUCACCAAAAUCUCGGUCUACAUCGACGUCUGCGAGGAGAAACGCAACAUGGACGAGCAAGAGGAGGAAGACCGAUAUGCUGCCCCAGAGCCGCUGAUCAUCGACAAGGAGGAUGGCUCUUCUAUAUCCUUACAUGAUUUCGUCUCGCAAGUCCACUCAUACCUCAAUGUCUAUAAGCAUGAGAUUAUGCAAUGCGAAGACGAACUGUACAUGAAUCCGGUGGACUUGGGCGACGGUGUCAAAGCGGUGGAGGUAGUCCCUGAUGAUGAUGCCAGGGACUGGGCAGAUGGAUCUGGAGAGGACCCGGAGUUCAGUCAUUUCCUUCGAAGCGGCAACAUCCCAGAAGGAAGUCGAGUCUUUUUCGAUAGGGCUAUGAUCAACCAAAUCGACCAGGACGAAUAUAGUAUUCACGUGGUUCUUUUCGUUGAGGGCAAUGAUGGAGAAACGCUGGAUUCGUUUUGGGAAAGGAAAAACAGGCUGUAG
Alternaria triticimaculans is the source of this 1521-nucleotide messenger RNA. RefSeq lists its product as uncharacterized. Gene Ontology annotation, molecular function: histone methyltransferase activity; zinc ion binding; protein binding. The coding region runs from base 1 to 1521 and encodes 506 amino acids. NCBI's taxonomy places the organism in Eukaryota, Fungi, Ascomycota, Dothideomycetes, Pleosporales, Pleosporaceae. Gene Ontology annotation, cellular component: nucleus. The record is from RefSeq and is a predicted model, not a curated record. The transcript is spliced from 3 exons.